AUGUCCAAGAGAAAAGCAAUAAAAGUUCCAAAAGCUCCAUCACCUUUAUUACCAACAGAAUGCAUGGAACAAAUAUUCAAACAUGUUCUCGAAAUGGAAAGCGCAAGACUUCAUCCUUCUCUGCUUGUAAACCGAUACUGGUGUAAAAACGUUGUACCAUUCCUAUGGACUCGACCAUUUGCUCUUGUAUCAAAUCAAGAUUGUUACAAAUUAUUAAGAACUUUUCUUUUAUGUCUUGAUAGUCAAGAACAUAAUUUAUUAAAUUGUUUAUUAAAACCUUAUAAAAUAAAGAUCCCUUCUUCAAAUAAACGAACCACGUUCAAUUAUCCAAUUUAUAUGCAAGAAUUGUCUUUAAAAGAUUUAGAAGUUUGUAUAGCUUCCACAAUUCAUAAAUGGUAUGGAAAAAGCAGUUACGACGGUUACUACCCAUACCAAAUGGAAAUUUUAAUAAAUUCUUUGUUACGAUUAUUCUUUCGGGGUUCAACAAAUCUACGUUUUCUCAAUUUCAAUCAAUAUUUUAAUUUCUUGGACAUUCUAGACUCAACCGAACUUUUUUCGCAAACACAAUAUGGAUUAAGUCAACUUACAAGAUUACAAAUCGUCAAUAAUGAACCCAUAACACGAAAUACUAUUCAUUUUUUGAAAUUAUUAUCAAUUACAUGUAAACAGAUUCAUUCUUUAGAAAUUAGACUUCAAUCUUUUGAUUAUAGCACAGAAGUGAUCAAUCAUUUCACGAAUCUUAUCACAUCUCAAAGGGAUCUUAUGGAAUUCAGUAUUGCAAAUAUAAUGAUAAAUUUUGAACAAAUCAUGUCUUCUUUACAAUCUCACAAAAUUUGUUUGCACUCGAUCAAGUUGGAUUGUGUCUACCUCACCGAAGGUUCAAUGAAUUUAUUAAAUAAUUUUCAUAAUUUAGAAAGUCUCUAUUUAUAUUAUUGUGAGGGUUUAACUAGUACUUUACUCGAAGGACAUUUUAAUUUACAAAAUUUACACAUAAUUAAUUCUUUGAAAUUACAAAAUGUCACAUUAUCUAUGUUACAAGUAUAUGGAAAUUCUUUACGACAAUUGGGUCUUAAUAUUCAUGAUUUAGAAGUAUCUGGUGAUAUGGCUUUUGAAUGUUGUCAAAACAUCAAUGAGUUGGUUUUAAUUAUUUAUAACCCGACUCAUUUGUCUGGUUAUGACACUUGGAAAACUGAAAAAUGGAAAGAAAGACUUGAUACAUUAAUAUUGACUCAAAAAAUUAACUUGUCCACACUUUCCAUUCGUGAUCAAACUAUAUAA
Messenger RNA from Funneliformis caledonium, 1278 nucleotides. The record is from the annotation of a GenBank genome assembly. Lineage: Eukaryota; Fungi; Glomeromycota; Glomeromycetes; Glomerales; Glomeraceae.